Messenger RNA from Mauremys mutica (yellowpond turtle), 2358 nucleotides. It is a transcript of the gene IFT22, whose product is annotated as intraflagellar transport 22. Bases 129 to 689 code for a protein of 186 amino acids. Gene Ontology annotation, biological process: intracellular protein transport. The record is from RefSeq and is a predicted model, not a curated record. Gene Ontology annotation, molecular function: GTPase activity. Gene Ontology annotation, cellular component: endomembrane system. The transcript has 5 exons. Lineage: Eukaryota; Metazoa; Chordata; Testudines; Geoemydidae.
UGCGCCCUUGACAACGACGCCGCGUUGCUAGGGCGCCGCCCGGCAGCAGCGCCGUUGGGCUCGGGGCUGGCUGGCAGGAGAGUCCGGGGCGGCGCGGCCCGUCCCAGGCCGUGGGGGGAGCGCGCGGGAUGCUGAAGGCCAAGAUCCUGUUCGUGGGCCCCAGUGAGUCUGGAAAAUCCGUCUUGGCAAACUUCCUGUCCGAGAGCACAGAAGGCAUUAGCAGCUACGUCCCCACUCAGGGAGUGAGGAUCCUGGAAUAUGAGAAACCAAAUAUGAAUGGCAACAGUAAAGGGGCGGGGUGUCGAUUUGAGCUGUGGGAUUGUGGCGGUGAUCAAAAGUUUGAAACUUGCUGGCCAGCUCUGAUGAAAGACUCCCAUGGUGUUGUAAUAGUCUUCAACCCAGAACUGCCCAGUCACCUGAAGGAAAUUGAAAUGUGGUACUCCUGCUUUGUGCAGCAACAGCAGUUACUAGAUAGCCAGUGUCUCCUGAUUGCACACCACAAACCAGGCAGUGCAGGGGACACAGAAAACCUGUCCUUGGCUUCACCACUGAGCAAACUGAAACUAAUACACUCCAGCCUGGAAGAAGAUCCUGAGGAUGUCCGCAUGGAAUUUGUGAAAUACUUCAAAAGCAUUAUCAACUUGCUAAAUGAGAGCAGAGACAGGGAAGAGAUGUCAAUUAUUACCUAAUCCUGGGAGAAAUACUGAAGUAAGAGAGAUACAGUACUUCUUUCAUUAUGGAAUCUGCCCAAUCCAGGAAACAGGAAUUAAUCUUCAUCUCUGGCAAAUGACAGUCCACAAACAUUUAAUGAGUAUAUUUUCCCAAAAGCAAGUAGAUGCACAAUUUAAGACUCUUUAUGAGAACCUACUACUUACUUCUGAUGAACUGCUAUCCCAAAGAAUUGCCUGUAAAUCUAGGAAUUUGGGUAACUUUAGCUGCCUCCUGGUAUUAGAUGAAGAGAACAAGAACAUACUUUCUAAUAAAACAUUGAUCUGGAUCUAACUGUAUUUAAUCAUAAUUUUUGGUGCAGAGAUUAAGGGAGUGGUCACUUUUUUUUUAAUUCACUCAUUUUAAAAUAUUCUUACUCUUUUCUAUAAAGAGCUUUAAAAAAGAGCCCCAGCCUGCACAUAAAGUUUAUGAAUCUGUGAAGCACUUGCAUGAUGUGUCAGUGUCGGCUGUGUUGUUACAUGGAUAAGACAUGCUUUUGGAAAUCAUUAGAAAGUAGUGGGAACCGGGAUCUGUGAAGUAGUUCACUUAUGGAAUCUGUAUUUAGUGUCCCCUAUCUUUUUUUCUCCAACAUGGGAAACAAAUAUAAUUUUAUAGAUUUGUGUUCUGGUAAGAUAACAAAAAUUCCAGUCUUUAUCCUGACAAGUCUUUCUAUCCAGUUCCAAAAAACUAAGAUAUUGCUGGUGACAGUGCUAAGUCUAGUUGUAGGAGUGAGAAGAGUGUGUGCAGAGAGGGCGUUGCAGGCAGUGCAGCAGUUGGAGGAGCCAAAUGCCAAUCACCACCAUUUUAGCUUUCUGAUUGGCCAGGCCUGGGAGCCAAUUUAAAAAAGGAAGAAGCUACAAGCUACUUUAAAAACCCUAACAAGCCCAAAAAACUAGCCAAUACGCAACACACAAGUUUUAUGCUGAGUUGGCAAGCCCAAUUUCUGCUUAUUUUGAGCGGCUUUGGUAUCUCAUCCAGUAGCUCACCUUGCUCAAAUCCAGGGGCUACGAAAGGCAAAGAUUAUUGUAUUGUCUUGCCAAGGGAAAGAUAUUUAUCAAAUGUAUAUUAUUUUCCCUUCGAGAAUUUACUGUUUGAUUUGUUUUGCUUGCAUUCAAUUCAGUGCAUUUGUAGUGAUAGACAGCCCUCUAUUUAUCAGCAACUUAUAGAUGCUGGCAUGCUGCAGACUGAAAACCUUUUUUUGUUUUUUAAAGUGCGCAUCUUGUUUUGAAAGGGAAAGCUAAGAACGGAUUGUCACCCUCAUUGAACUCCACCAUUUGAAUUUCUUUACUCCUAGUCAAAUGAAUUAGCAAGUUAUAACGUAUUUCAUACGAACUGUCCAAAACCAGAAUGCUCUGGUUAGUUAAGUGAUAUUACCACAGAGAUACAUAGCAAAGGAAGAGAGAAAAGAGAGACAAAUAAACAUAGACAAUAACUUUUUAGAAGAGACUUUUAAAAAGAAGAGUUAGUGUCAUAGCAUGGAACAGGAACUGCAGAAAACAGAGGCUUUAUCUACAUUGUCUUUAGUGUGUCCCAUGGUUGCAGAUCUAACUUCUUUUGCCACCUCUGCUUUUUAAAAUCCAUUGCUUAUGAGAGCUGUAUCUUAUCGUGCAUACAUCACUAUUUCUACAAGAAAUUUUGUAUGCUUCAUGC